Drosophila serrata is the source of this 2142-nucleotide messenger RNA. RefSeq names its product glucose-6-phosphate isomerase (gene Pgi). The record is from RefSeq and is a predicted model, not a curated record. Gene Ontology annotation, cellular component: cytosol. NCBI's taxonomy places the organism in Eukaryota, Metazoa, Arthropoda, Insecta, Diptera, Drosophilidae. Gene Ontology annotation, molecular function: carbohydrate derivative binding; monosaccharide binding; glucose-6-phosphate isomerase activity. Gene Ontology annotation, biological process: gluconeogenesis; glycolytic process; glucose 6-phosphate metabolic process.
UUAGCCAGAUGUAAUGUACAAAACAAAACAAAAGCUCGACCGACGUGGCAACCUAGUACUCGGUUGUUAUUCAUUUGACAUUGAAGCAAUUCCAGAAAAAAGGACGUUGGAAAAUCGCUGCGCGAAAGAAGAACAAAAAGUCAGGGAACACGUUCUAAGUAAAUUCAACACUAAUUCAUUAAACGCAAACAAUACGGCGAAGUUGUGGCUAAGCGCUCUGCAGAUUUGCCGGAGCCAGAUAAAACAGCAGCUACUGUGCAGCUUUGAGCGGCCGGGAUCCACGACCGUAUUUAAGUGAAGUUUCGCGAGUGGCUUGUGCAGUCCACCUGUGCUCUCUUUCACGUUCGCUUGGCUCGACUAACGAGACCUGACCUAUUCCGCCCACACACCGCCUUCUAAUCACCAAAGGAACAUGGCCGGCGCACUGCCCCCACUGACCCAAGAGCCCACCUUCCAGAAGCUGCAGGAAUACUUUGACAGCCAAGGCAAGGACCUGAACAUCAAGGAUCUGUUUGUGAAGGACUCCAAGCGGUUUUCCAAAUACAGCCUGCGCCUGCACACUCAGAACGAUGGUGAAAUACUGCUGGACUACUCGAAGAACCGGAUCAACGACGAAGUCUGGGACCUGCUCCUUACCCUGGCGAAGGUGCGACGCGUGGACGCCGCGCGCGACGCCAUGUUUACUGGCCAGCACAUCAACAUUACGGAGAACCGCGCCGUCCUUCACACGGCGUUGCGCAACCGCGGCGCGGAUCCGGUGCUCGUUGACGACAAGGAUGUGAUGCCGGAGGUGCGCGCCGAGCUGGCCCAUAUGAAAGAGUUCACCAACAAGGUAAUUUCCGGCGUGUGGCGCGGCUGCACCGGCAAACAGAUUACUGACGUUGUCAACAUCGGCAUCGGUGGCUCCGAUCUGGGUCCCUUGAUGGUCACAGAGGCGCUGAAGCCCUACGGCAAGGGCCUACACUCGCACUUCGUAUCUAACAUCGACGGCACCCACUUGGCCGAGGUGCUGAAGAAGGUUAACUAUGAGACCACCUUGUUCAUUGUGGCCUCGAAGACUUUCACCACCCAGGAGACCAUCACGAACGCCACGUCGGCCAAGACCUGGCUCCUGGACUUGGCCAAGGAACCCGAGUCCGUCGCCAAGCAUUUCGUGGCCUUGUCCACCAACAAGGAGAAGGUCACCGAGUUCGGCAUUGAUAGUGCCAAUAUGUUCGGCUUCUGGGACUGGGUGGGCGGACGUUACUCCCUAUGGUCCGCCAUUGGUCUGUCCAUCUGCCUAUCCAUUGGUUUCGAGAACUUUGAGCAGCUGUUGGAUGGCGCCCAUUACAUGGAUAACCACUUCAGAUCGAUGCCGUUUGAGAAGAAUGCACCUGUUAUCUUGGCAUUGCUUGGCGUUUGGUACUCCAACUUCUUCAAAGCGGAAACGCACGCCCUGCUGCCAUACGACCAGUACUUGCACCGCUUCGCUGCCUACUUCCAGCAGGGCGACAUGGAGAGCAACGGCAAGUUCGUGAGCAAGGCGGGCAAGGCUGUCAAGUACAGCACCGGCCCGAUUGUGUGGGGCGAGCCGGGCACCAACGGCCAGCACGCCUUCUACCAGCUCAUUCACCAGGGCACCCGCCUGAUCCCCUGCGAUUUCAUUGCCCCUGCUCAGACGCACAACCCCAUUGCCGGCGGCAAGCACCACAAGAUCCUACUUUCGAAUUUCCUGGCCCAAACUGAGGCCCUCAUGGCUGGCAAGAAUGUCGACGAGGCUCGAGCCGAGCUUACCAAAGCCGGACUAUGCGGCAACGAGCUGGAGAACCUGCUACCCCACAAGGUCUUCGUUGGGAACCGUCCGACUAACUCGAUUGUGGUUAAGAAGGUCUCGCCUUUCACACUGGGCGCGUUGAUUGCGCUCUACGAGCAUAAGAUCUUCGUACAAGGCAUCAUCUGGGACAUCAACUCGUUCGAUCAGUGGGGCGUUGAGCUUGGCAAGCAGCUAGCCAAGGCCAUCGAGCCAGAGCUGGACCACUGCAAUGAGGUCUCCUCGCACGACAGUUCCACAAAUGGCUUAAUUAACUUCAUCAAGGCCAAUUGGAAGUAAUUUCCUGGCUCAUCGGUUUUCGUUGCAAAUUAAAAUGAAAUGUUCACACAAAA